Molecule: messenger RNA, 3733 nt
Organism: Penaeus monodon (black tiger shrimp)
Lineage: Eukaryota; Metazoa; Arthropoda; Malacostraca; Decapoda; Penaeidae
Product: serine protease 27-like
Exons: 13
Coding region: 1146-2120 (324 amino acids)
Biological process (GO): proteolysis
Cellular component (GO): plasma membrane
Molecular function (GO): serine-type endopeptidase activity; protein binding
Source: RefSeq, a predicted model, not a curated record
GGUCGCCGGUCCACUCCUGGCUACGAAGCAGGUCUGAAGAGAGAGGGUAAAGCAGAAGAUGGAAGUGUGGUCGAAUCUGUUGUCUUCUAUGGUCUUGCUCCUCUCUCUAUCACGAGAAGCCGCGCCUUGUUCCCUGCUGGAGGUAGAGUGUGACGGCCAGUGCGCGGUUGCGUGUGACAGCCAUAUCGAGUGCUCAGAUGGGAGAGAUGAAUCGCCGCUGUUGUGCAGAGAGAGAAAUUGCCAGGCAGCCGAAUCGAUAGUAGUGCUGAAUCCCUUUGGCAUCGACUCAAGCGAUCUGGCCGAAGGCCGCGAGCCCUUCCGCUGCGACUACGGGGGCUGCAUUUCGCCUCAGUUCAUGUGCAACGGCCACCUGGACUGCUGGGAUGGCUCUGACGAAACGCAGGAGCUUUGCUUCCACCGCACUUGCCCGAAGCGCACGUUCAAAUGCAAGUACGGUGGGUGCCUCAAGCGACUCCAGGCGUGCGACGGGAAGGCACAGUGCUUUGACGGCUCCGACGAAGACCCCGAGCUGUGCAAAAGGAAGCGCUGCUACUCGAGACAUUUCCAGUGCUCCUACGGGGCCUGCAUUAAGAGGGAAGGAAAGUGCGAUGGGGUUUCGGACUGCCUCGACAGCUCGGACGAGACCCCGGACCUCUGCGGUCCAGACCACACGUUCACGAAAACCGAAUCACGGAUACGUGUCCCAGCGGUCCUAGCGUCCUUUUUAAACCCAAAGCCUCCAGCAGCGUCUACCACACAACCUAAAACUACUACUACAGAUCCACCAACAACAACUACCACACAGCCAACAACAACAACAACCACCACGCAACCACCCCCACCACCACCAACUACCGCGCAACCACCCUCGCCGUCGCUAGCCAGUACAGACUCAGACUUAGAAGCUUCAUUUUCUUUCACCCCGAGUUUUCCAGUCGAGGACGUCCUCGGCUGCGAUGGUGUCCAGUCGUGUCCUUGCCCUCCGCCUUUGCAACAUUUCUGUGUCCCCUGCAAUGCUUGGAAUGAAACCUGCGCUCGUAUCGGAGAGGAGAACGUGUGCCUGAUGCCCUCCCGAGGCACCCUGACUGGCAUCGAAGUGGAGGUGCUCUCAUGUGGCGCCAACCCCUUUCCUAAGUCUGGCUGGGAUGGUACGCGCAGACAGAGAGUGCGGUACCGACCAGGGCGUCCCAGUCCUGACGGUGGUGACAGCGGACUGCUGGGGUACCACUACCCUGAUAGCAGAGUGCCAUGCUGACGGCCUGUGGCAUCCUUACGGCGAGCCCAAGAGUGCCAAACCUAUGCGGCAUCUGUGCCAACCUCACACCCUUAAUGCUGAUGUGUGUGGCAAGCGGGCCAGGUACGUGAGGCCCCCCGGCCGGUACGUGCCCUACGAGACGGCGUCCCUCUGGCCUUGGCUGGCGGGGCUCUUCCGCCACGAGAAGUACGCCUGCACCGCCGCCCUCGUCAGCCCCUUCUACCUCCUCACGGCCGCCCACUGCCUCACCAGGUCGCAGGAGACUUCGCAAGAAACUGUGGAUUUGCGCGACCUUAGAGUUCAGCAUCUCGACGACAGGGGCAACGUCAUCAAGGGAUAUGUCACGGCAGUCCACCUCUACCCCGCAUACGAGGCGGGUGCCAGGCCCUCCCGCGACAUCGCCCUCGUCAGACUGGAGAAGCCUGUGUUGUUCUCCCGAAAGCUGGUUCCCGCGUGCGUCCUGACGGGGUCUUUCCCGAGGCAUGACGUGGCCGCGACCUUCAACCGCACAGUCGCACGCUACAGAUGGGAGAUGAUCCUGCAAGAGCACGAUCCGCGCUGCCAUUCGCCCCACGACCGCUGUGCCUCGGCGCUCACGGUCGACAGAGACCAGUUUUGUGCCAUUGACAAAGAAUACCAGAGGUACCUGCCCGAGGGUUCCUCCGGAGGCCCGUACCUCGUGAACAUGGGCACCGACGCAGACGAGAAAUGGACGGCGGCUGGCGUCGUGUCGUCUUCCUACGGCGAGGCCUCCUGCAGCCGACCGUACACCAUCUUCACCGCCGUAGGGAAUUACUGGCCGUGGAUCGAGCGAUGUGUCUAUCUCGGAAAUUGUUCUCAGCCUUUGGAGGGCGAUGGGGUAUGAGAGGUAAUUAUUCUCAUCUCCUGAAAAGGACUAAGAAUGUAAGGGGGUACUAUUGUUCGUUGCUCUUUUAAGGCCUGAUGUACAUGAUAUGUAAACGUGUUAUGCAACAUUUCGGAACAUUGCUAUGGACAUGCUUGCAGGCGUCUUCGAAGAUGCUUUUGGACGGUGGCACCCGGAAGCAUGUUUCGAGACACGUGUGUACGACGCCCGGGCGGCAACGAGUGCCGGGAGAAGCACUUCUUAUUGUAUGGCUUAUUUAAAAGAAUAUGUGUAUCAUGUUUCAGACAUGUUAACGGCAGUGUUUCGGGCAAAGGUUUACGCUGUGUAUACAAGGCCCGCGGUUCCGUCCACACGAUCGACUAGUUAGUGCACUUUUGGCUUGUGUCAGCGGGCAAAUCAGCGCAGUGCAGGAGUGAAGCCACCGCGCCAGACAUUGACUAGUUGUGUAACGAAGUUCAUGUGGACCCUAAGAAGCGUUUCUGUCAGCUACUUGAUUUAUGCAAUUGCCAAAUGUUCCGCCACUAACCAAAGUUUACUUGUCCAGACUCGAGAUCCUCAUUAUUGCUCAGCUUAGAACUCCGGAAUAUAUCUUAUGCACAUCACAGCAGUCAUAUGUGUGUGUGUGUGUGUGUUGUGUGUGUGUGUGUGUGUGUGUGUGUGUGUGUGUGUGUGUGUGUGUGUGUGUGUGUGUGUGUGUGUGUGUGUAUUUCAACAAAGAGUAUUAGAUUAAGAACAAGUCUGUAUACUGGUACUGAAAUUGCUGUAAAGUAUGAUUUGGCUCUGUCGUGCUUCUUCCGUGUUAGCUCAGGAGUGAGGCAAGGCUAUGUUCUCGCACCAACACUUCAACAUUUGCAUGGACUGGAUACUGGGCAGAACUACUGUCUAAAGUCAUUAAGGAGCAACACUAGGCAGACCUUGACUUGCAUUCAACAAUGAAGAAAAGCCCCUGGGUUUAGAGGUCUCUUGGACCAAGACCAAGAUCCAGGGCUUUGUGGGCCUGCUAGAAGAGCCUUUAUAGUCGGCGUAUGCUUGCAGCAAGGAUAUUAAAGUCACAGAGAGUUUUACCUACUUGGUAGUGUAGUUCAUGACUCUUGGCUGUCAGACCAAUCUCCUAACAGUUAGUCAGUAGACAGAUUGGCCUAGCAGCAGGGGUCAUGAAAUCUGUCAACAUGUGUAUUUGGAGAUGCAAAAGAGGCAAAAGGACCAAGGUAUGCAUCUUCAAGCCCUGAUACUGCCAGUGAAACCUGGUGCAGUACACAUGAAAGGUCAUUCACUCAUAAGUUUGUCUUUGACAGAAAAAAAAAAAAUUGGACUCCAAGAUUUUGUCAAUGACUACUCGCAAAAAUGUCUUUGACACCUGAUUUUUGUCAAUGACUUGGCCGAGGGUCUGGUCCUAAUACCUUUUGUAACAGGCCUUUGUGCUGGAUCAUGGGGUACAGUGGAAAGUUCAUGUGUCCAACCAAUGGUUACUGCCAAUGAUUCUACAUAUACAGGAGUAUAUAUGACUUCAUGUGCAGAAACCUCAUGCUGCACAAUUAUGAAAUAUAUGUAAAUAGUUUUGUAAAAAGUUUUAUGUUCGCCAUAAUUAGCAUGUAUAAUAAGAAAAAAAAUAA